AUGAAGACUAUUGAAUCAAAUCCAAAAUUAACAAUUCGGAAGACAGCUCAGCUCUAUAGUGUGCCUCGAUCUACAUUGGGUGAUAGAAUUCGAGGUAAACCUAAUAUAGCUGAAAGUCGACCAAAAAGCUAUAAUUUGACUGAAUUGGAAGAGGAGGUUCUUAUUCAAUAUAUACUCGAUCUGGAUGAGAGAGAUUUUGCACCUAAAUUAAGUGGUGUGGAAGAUAUGGCGAAUUAUAUACUCGAAUCGCGGGGUGCGAAGAAGGUUGGAAAGCUCUGGGCUCAUCGCUUUGUAAAACGACGUUCAGAACUAAAGACGCGUUUUAAUCGCGUUUAUGACUUUCAAAGAGCUCUCUGCGAAGAUCCAGAGCUUAUUGAAGGGUGGUUCCGAUUGGUAUCGAAUAUGCAGGCAAAAUAUGGUAUUCAGGACUGCGACUUCUACAACUUCGACGAAACCGGUUUUAUGAUGGGUGUAAUAUGCCCCGGAAUGGUUGUAACUGGUGCUGAACGAUGUGGCAGAAGCAAAGCAAUACAGCCAGGCAAUCGAGAUGUAUUAAAACGAGCAUAUGGUUCACAAAUUGAAGGAUUUAUCAAGGCUCAUAUCAAUCAUAUCUCUAAGGUUGAAUUCUUUAUAGCUUUCAAAGCUGCAUAUCAACAAUCGAUUACAGUUCAGAAUAUGAAAGCUGGCUUUCAAGAAACAGGACUAAUACCAUUCGACCCUCAAGCUAUACUCUCGAAAUUGGAUAUUCGAAUUCGUACACCUACCCCUUUACCCAUUCCCUUGGAAUCUGCCGAUUCUUGGGUCUCUCAAAUACCUCAUAAUCCAACUGAAGCUCUUUCACAAUCGACUUUAGUAAGAUCUCGAAUUGCUCGACAUCAAUCAAGUUCUCCUACACCUAUUUUCGAGACUGUAACUGCUUUGACUAAGAGUACAGAACAAUUAGCUCAUAAAGUUACACUUUUAAAUACAAAGAAUUGUAUACUUCAAAAGACAAAUAAAGCAUUAAGCAAACAUCGACACACUAAAAAAGUUCAACUAUGGAAUGGAGGAGUACUUACUGGACAGGAAACUGAGGAUAUAUUAUCACAACAAAAGGUAAAGGUUCAGAUUCGACACAACGAGCAUCAAAAUGGGAGAAAUUCUAAUAGGGAAUCUUCUACUAGUCGAUGCUAUAGCAAGUGUGGAAAGACCGGUCAUAAUUCAAGAACUUGUCAGAAUGAUGUAAUAGAUCCUAGUUUAUUAGAUUCUUAA
Molecule: messenger RNA, 1251 nt
Organism: Sclerotinia borealis F-4128
Lineage: Eukaryota; Fungi; Ascomycota; Leotiomycetes; Helotiales; Sclerotiniaceae
Source: the annotation of a GenBank genome assembly